AUGAAGAGAAAAGAACAAGAUGGGAAGGCAAGUAGGAAUGGCGACCAAGAUCUAAAUGUGAAGCGAACUCGAUCAAGUAAUGCAAUAUCAGUACAUCAUUCCACGGUUGAUGCCGUCUCUCCAGAUUCGAAAAACGGGAAAGGAACUCGAACACUUGCAGUGGAAAAAGAGAACGAUGUUGAUUCCGAAGAUUCUGCAGAGAAUGGCGAAUCAAACCCGGUCCGCAACAAUGCUGUACUAUCAAAAUCUCAGUCUGAGGAUGAUGGUUCGCCGAGUCGUCUAACCUUGAGCCCUAUUACAGCUCAGAAUCAGUCUACUCCUAGGUCUAUAAGGCAUGGAAAUAAACUAUUUGCAACUCCCGUAAAGGCCAAAGGUAUAACUGGAACAGAUGAAACUCCGCGCCUUCGUCGCAACAUCGAUAGAUCAGCUAGAAGGAAGAGUACUAGGACACUCAUUGAGCGUACGGUACUUGGCAAUACAAGCGAUAAUGAUGACGAGGAAGAAGAUAUUGCGAACCAAAUUUAUGAUUCAGAGGGUGAUGAUGAAGCGGAAAUAGAGAAUGAUACAAAUCAAGUAUCUGAAGCUAUAGGCGAAUCAUCUACACCUUCCAAAAGGGGACGAGGGCGAAUCAAAGGAUCGAAAACUCGACAGAGAUCUUUGACACCACCUCAAGACCUUUCGUCUCACGAACUAUACUUCUCUCAAAAUAGGCCUGGAAGGUCCAAGACUGCAAAUUCUAAUUUGUCUUCCUUGGCGUUACUCGACCAUGAAGAGUAUUUUAGUCUUGCCGGCAGCUACAAAGACCAGCAUGAAGACGAUAUGAAUUUCUUACAAGAUGUGCAUGCCAAAUCUUUCAAUCAAUGGCAAUUUGAGCUCUGUCAGGACUUCAACAUUUGUAUCUACGGUUGGGGGUCAAAAAGGUCUCUUCUCCUCAAAUUUGCUGAGCAUAUCUACAGCAAAAUGGUUGACCAUUCCCGAGAGAAAAUAGUCGUGGUAAAUGGUUAUGUACAAAACCUCACAAUUCGAGAUCUUUUGAAUACAAUAGCCGGCUCUAUUUCUGGCAACGGCACGAAAAUAGGUUCACAGCCAGCAGAAAUGUUUGAAAACCUCACGAAUUUACUUGAUGAAGACAAGACUCAACAUGUGACUCUCAUUAUACAUUCCCUUGAUGGAUCUGCUCUCCGUCGCCCUGCAUCUCAAAUGAUACUCUCACGUUUGGGUUCUCACCCACAGGUACAUUUAGUUGUGUCUGUAGACCACCCUUCCUUUCAUUUGCUUUGGGAUAGUUCACUUCGUGCAGCGUUCAACUUUCUAUUUCACGAUUGCACGACCUUUCUGCCUUACACAGUAGAGGUUGACGUUGUAGACGAGGUGCAUGACCUUCUUGGAAGAAGCGGGCGCAAAGUAGGAGGUAAAGGAGGUGUAGGCUUUGUGCUUAAAAGUCUGCCGGAAAAUGCAAAGAAUCUUUUCAGGGUUUUGGUAGGUGAACAGCUUGCAGCUAUGGAUGAUAUUCGCGUAGAUGAACAUAUUGAUGGUGAUGAUGAGGAUGGAUUACAUGGAUCUACUGGUAGGAAGAGUGAACCUGGUGUGGAAUACAGGGUGCUAUACCAAAAAGCUGUGGAGGAGUUUAUUUGCAGCAAUGAGAUGAACUUCAGGACAUUGCUGAAAGAAUUUCAUGACCACCAAAUGAUAGAGAGUAAGAAGGAUGCUUUGGGGAUAGAAAUGCUAUCUGUGCCCUUUAGAAAAGAGGAAUUAGAGAAUAUUCUUGAGGAUAUUGUAUCAUAG
Messenger RNA from Sclerotinia sclerotiorum 1980 UF-70, 1785 nucleotides. RefSeq lists its product as hypothetical. Gene Ontology annotation, molecular function: DNA replication origin binding. Lineage: Eukaryota; Fungi; Ascomycota; Leotiomycetes; Helotiales; Sclerotiniaceae. Gene Ontology annotation, cellular component: nuclear origin of replication recognition complex; nucleus. The record is from RefSeq and is a predicted model, not a curated record. Gene Ontology annotation, biological process: DNA replication. The transcript is spliced from 2 exons. The coding region runs from base 1 to 1785 and encodes 594 amino acids.